ACUGAAGGGAAAGCACCUUCGAUAAACUUGUCUGGAGUGAACCAGUCUGAACCCCAAGCGGCCCCCAGCCGCGGUGUCAGAGGUCUCUCAUCUCCCACAAACAGGACUGUAUUGAGAUAGAAUGAAAAAUCUUACAAAAACUGAAAGUGAAAUGCGGAAGGCAGAUUGAGCAAUCCAUGGAAGGCUAGAGCCAGAGAACCUACUUCAGGGUAGCAAAAGAUGCAGAAGAGAGAAAGUCAGGAAAGUGCUCCUUGGGGGAGCCCAGCCCUGCCAUGCUCUGAGGGCAGCCUUCUGAGACACACGGAUGACAGGAAAUGACCCACCCCUGUGGUCACUUACUCCAAAGGCCUAGACCUUCAAAGUACUCCUCGUGGAAUGGAUGAGUCUGCAAAGACCCUGCCACCACCACCGCGCCUCUGUGUUUGCCCCGAGAAAGGAGAAGAUAUGAAAGUGGGAUGUGUUCCCAUCACUCCGCAGAAGGAGGAGGGUGCCUGGGUUGGGAUCUGCAGGGAUGGAAGGCUGAUGGCUGUUACCCUCCUGCUGGCCCUGUUGUCCAGCAGUUUCACAGCGAUGUCUUUGUACCAGUUGGCUGCCCUGCAAGCAGACCUGAUGAGCCUGCGCGUGGAGCUGCAGAGCUACCGAGGUUCAGCAACACCCGCCACUCCGGGGGCUCCAGGGUUGACCGCGGGAGUCAAACUCCUGACAACCGCAGCUCCUCGACCCCACAACUCAAGCCGCGGCCACAGGAACAGACGCGCUUUCCAGGGACCGGGGGAAACAGAACAAGAUGUAGACCUCUCAGCUCCUCCGGCACCAUGCCUGCCUGGAUGCCGCCAUUCUCAAAAUGAUGAUAAUGGAUUGAACCUCAGAACCAGAACUUACACAUUUGUUCCAUGGCUUCUCAGCUUUAAAAGAGGAAAUGCCUUGGAGGAGAAAGAGAACAAAAUAGUGGUGAGGCAAACAGGGUAUUUCUUCAUCUACAGCCAGGUUCUAUACACGGACCCCAUAUUUGCCAUGGGUCAUGUCAUCCAGAGGAAGAAAGUGCACGUCUUUGGGGACGAGCUGAGCCUGGUGACCCUGUUCCGAUGUAUUCAGAAUAUGCCCAAAACACUGCCCAACAAUUCCUGCUACUCAGCUGGCAUCGCGAGGCUGGAAGAAGGAGAUGAGAUUCAGCUUGCAAUACCUCGGGAAAAUGCCCAGAUUUCACGGAACGGAGACGACACCUUCUUUGGUGCCCUAAAACUGCUGUGACCCACUUGCUGGAGUGUGUGACCCCCUUCCCUCCUCUUCUCUGUACCUCUGAGGGAGAAACAGAUGACUGGAGAUACCAAAAGAGGGGGAAAGUGGUCACUGAAGGUUUUCCCGUGAACUCUUGAAUCUGGUCCAAAGCAGGAAAUAUAACAGACAGCCACAACCCAAGUGUGUCCUGUGAGUUGUGAGAAAGGGAGCCCGCCAGAAAGACAGGACCAUGAAGGCUGUUUUCUCCAGUCCUAUGCCAACACGCACCGCAACCUCGCUUUUGCCUUGGGAGACACACGUUCGGAGUGCAGGGAGAUUUCCUUGUUUUGUGAUUCGCCACGAGAGGAGGGUCCACAUCUGCAGGUCACUGAAGCAUUCACGCCAAGUCUCAGGAUUUACCUUCCUUUUUCAUGCUAAGUACACGCUCCUCUUUUUUCAGGUAAUACUAUGGAAUAUUAAGGAAAGGUUUUUUUGUUUGUUUGUUUGUUUUUAAAUCUAGGAGUUUUAAACUGGCAAUAGACAAAAAUACUGAUAAAUUCAAGUGAAAAAUAAACUUAAUUAAAAAGGUUUAAGUGUUAAAUAAUUGGAUAAAAGAGCUGACUGUUGAGGUUUUCUUGAUUUAGGUCAAGCUGGCAAUUGUUUCUGAUAUCAACGUAUUUUUCACAGAAGGAAAGAAUUCACUCAUUUUGGAUCAUAGGUGUGUUUUGUGAUAACUUUCAGUUGCUUUUUAAAAUGGUAUUGUAGAUACAUCUGACCUGCACAGAGAUCACUAAUGCGAAGCUGUAGUCCCACUCACAAAAGCCCUGCUUUGAGGGUGUGUUUGUGGCAAGGCAGAGAUUUCCUCCAUGGUCAGCGUGUGGCUGCUGCUGCUGUUUCAGAUCAGGUGAUAGAUUCCAGAAGGAAACAUCUGCCCUAUUUGCUCCAUAACAGUUGAGGUUUAACAAGCUUCACAGCAUUUGAUGUCAAAAUGAGGCAUGCAUGUGCUCCCCAGGAGGUUCCUGUCUCAGAAGUGGUAGGGUUGGGGGAAACCACUGCCUCAGAGGAGUGCCUACUGAUCUCCCUAGCAUUGCUGCUAUGGUCCAUUGCCAAAUAAAAGCACUCUGCCUUCUGACCAUUGCCAACAC
Mastomys coucha (southern multimammate mouse) is the source of this 2363-nucleotide messenger RNA. RefSeq names its product TNF superfamily member 13b (gene Tnfsf13b). Bases 376 to 1251 code for a protein of 291 amino acids. Gene Ontology annotation, cellular component: membrane. The transcript has 6 exons. The record is from RefSeq and is a predicted model, not a curated record. Gene Ontology annotation, biological process: immune response. Gene Ontology annotation, molecular function: receptor ligand activity; tumor necrosis factor receptor binding. NCBI's taxonomy places the organism in Eukaryota, Metazoa, Chordata, Mammalia, Rodentia, Muridae.